This is a messenger RNA of Sesamum indicum (sesame), 3844 nucleotides long. The record is from RefSeq and is a predicted model, not a curated record. NCBI's taxonomy places the organism in Eukaryota, Viridiplantae, Streptophyta, Magnoliopsida, Lamiales, Pedaliaceae.
GCAUGUGUUGAGUGUGUAAUGUGAAAGACAAAAAAAAAAAAAAAAAAACAAAAAAGAAAUCCACCACCCCCACAGUCCUAUCUCCACGUGUCUCGUAUCAGCGCGCCCGAAUUUGAAUUUGCUGAAGCCCAGCCCACUUUUUCAAAAAAGGCAACAGUAGCCUGUCCUUUUCUUUUAACCCAAUCUUUCUUACAUAGCUACAUAUCCCUGUAUAUUCACUAGCCGUUAGAAAAAUCAAAUCAAACACCAAAUCCCCCGCUCCACCAUCAGCUACUUCUCUGCGAAUCGAUAUUCAAUUUCUUUUUCGUUGGUUUAGCUUGGUGGAUUGAAGGUAUUAAUUGAAAGCGCGAAGAGAAUGGUGUCAUUGACGCCGGAUUCCCGGAAGGUGGGGACGGGAAUGGCGCCGUCUCCGUCGCCAUUCUUUACGCCGCGGCCCGAGAGGAGGAGGCCCGAAUCAAGAGGGUCCGACUGGAAUUCAAAUCGUCAGGAGAAAGAUAAAGAGGUCAAUGUGCAGGUUCUCCUCCGGUGCAGGCCAUUAACUGAAGAUGAACAGAGGUCCAACGUGCCCAUGGUAGUAACAUGUAAUGAUAUUAAGAGAGAAGUCACUGUUUUGCAAAGUGUUGCUAGCAAGCAAGUGGAUAGAGUUUUCACCUUUGACAAGGUUUUCGGGCCGAAAGCACAACAGCGAUCCAUAUAUGAUCAGGCUAUUUCUCCAAUCGUUAGCGAAGUAUUAGAGGGCUUCAACUGCACAGUCUUUGCAUAUGGGCAGACUGGAACUGGUAAAACUUAUACCAUGGAAGGGGGGAUGAGAAAUAAGGGCGGAGAGUUACCAGCUGAGGCAGGUAUCAUUCCUAGAGCAGUUCGCCAAAUCUUUGACACCCUUGAAGCACAAAAUGCUGAUUACAGUAUGAAAGUGACCUUCUCGGAACUCUACAAUGAGGAAAUAACUGACUUGCUAGCUCAAGAUGAUCAACUAAAAUCUACAGAAGACAAACAAAAGAAGCCCAUUUCUUUGAUGGAGGAUGGAAAGGGUUCUGUGAUUGUAAGAGGACUAGAAGAGGAAGCUGUGUACAGUGCUAAUGAAAUUUACAGCCUUUUGGAACGAGGUGCUGCUAGGAGACGCACGGCAGACACCUUGUUAAAUAAGCGGAGCAGUCGUUCUCAUUCUAUAUUUACUAUAACUGUUCACAUAAAAGAAGGAACCAUAGGUGAAGAGGAGCUCAUUAAAUGUGGCAAGCUCAAUCUUGUUGAUUUAGCAGGAUCAGAAAAUAUUUAUCGUUCAGGUGCUCGAGAGGCUCGUGCAAGAGAAGCAGGUGAAAUAAAUAAGAGCUUGCUAACCUUGGGCCGAGUCAUUAAUGCAUUGGUGGAGCAUUCUGUUCAUGUACCUUACAGGGAUAGCAAGCUUACGAGGCUACUGAGAGAUUCGUUAGGGGGAAAAACAAAGACUUGCAUCAUUGCCACAGUCUCUCCCUCUGCGCACUGUUUGGAAGAAACACUGAGCACACUAGACUACGCAUAUCGUGCUAAAAGCAUAAAAAAUAAACCAGAGGCAAACCAAAAAGUCACCAAAGCUGUGCUGCUUAAGGAUUUAUAUGUGGAAUUAGAGAGAAUGAAGCAAGAUAUUCGAGCAGCAAGGGAGAAGAAUGGUGUUUAUAUUCCACAUGAAAGAUUUCUGCAGGAUGAAGCUGAAAAGAAGGCGAAAAAUGAGAGGAUAGAGCAAUUAGAGAGUGAUCUUAGUUUGAGUGAGAAGGAAGUUUGUAAAUUGCGGGAGCUCUAUCUAAGUGAACAGGAAAGGAAACUGAAUGUUGAAAGUGAGCUUAAAGACUGCAAGGAAAAUCUAGAAACAAUACGUAAGGCCUUGGAAGAUCUACAAGAUAAUUACAAAACAGCUCUUUCAGUUUUGAGCGAAAAGGAGUCUGUCAUCUCCAAACUACAAUAUUCAGAGAGCAGUCUAAUUGAUUGUGCAAAGAAGUUGAGGGUCAACUUACAAGAUGCAUCUCAGGAUAUUUCUGCACUUUUUGGAAAAAUUGAUCGCAAAGACAAAUUGGAAAGAGAAAAUCACAGUAUUCUCCUUAUGUUUGGAGCACAGCUUGACCAAAGUUUGAAAGAUCUCCACAAGAUCAUUCUGAGCUCUGUAUCCCAGCAAGAAGAACAACUGAAAUGUCUUGCAGAGUGCACCAACACAUUUCUUGCUAGUAAAUAUGAAUCAAACGACGCCAUGGAAGCAAAAUUAAAGAAAUUGUCAGAGACUUAUACUUCAGGAACCCUGAACCUGAAGAAGCUUGCCGAUGCAUUGCACAUGAAAGCAAAUUCUGAUCUUGAGCAAAUGGCAUAUAUGAUGUCAGCCCAAGCAACUGAAGUUGAGAAUUUCUUCAAAACUGCAUCUGUGGAAGCCAAGGAAGUGAUUUCUGACAUUCGAAACUCCCUGAAUGAACAAAAAAAACUGUUGGCUCUCUCUUCCAAACAACAAGCAGAGGGACUUAGUCGAAGUCUAGCCUCAGCACAAGUGAUAUCAAGUGCAGCCAUUGAUUUUUCAAAUGACCUCCACCGGCGAGCUUCUGAACUUAUGCAACUUAUUGAACAAAGUCAAGCUGAAAAAUCUCUCGCGUUACAAAAUUUUGAGAAAAUGUUUAAGGAAGAGGCUCAAAGAGAAGAAAAAAUAGCAAUUGAAAAAAUAGCAGUUAUAUUAUCCACCCUUACAGCUAGAAAAACUAACAUGGUAUCUAAGGCUUCAAAAGGCUUUGAAGACUCUAACAUUCAAGAAAGCAAGAGAGUGCUGCUGGAGUUGUCCAGCAUGCAGGAAGUCUUAACUUCAGAAAUGGAGGAGUUAAACAAAUAUGUGGAGAAGGUUAAAGGUCACUAUGUGGAUGAAACAUUCUCAUCAACUGAAAGCAGAGCUACAAUAGAAAAUUGCUUGCAGGAAUGUGCUGAAAAGGUGGAUUCCUCUAGUCAACAGUGGGAAAGGGCACAAUUAGGCUUGAGCUGUCUUGCUAAGGAUGGUCUCGCCAACAUAGAAGCUGUUGUCCGGACGAAAACUCUUGAAACUCAUUCCCUACAUGACAACAUUGUUUCCACUUCAUCGUGUAUGAGUGCAGAAUUUGAUUCCCACAUUAGUGAUGUGAAGACCUCUAUGAAUGAUUCUAUUACAUUAGACAAGGCAAAUAAUAAGGAAAUAAACAUGAUAACGGCAACCAGCUUGGCUCAGCUCAAGUCGACACGGCUGAACCAUAGUGAACAAAUAUCAGAUAUCUGCAACAGAUCAGAGCAGUGCAUCCAUAAAGAUUACUUGGUUGAGCAGAAAACUAAUGUAACUCCUAAGAAGCGAGUAAUCUCAAUUCCCAGCUUGGAGUCCAUAGAGGAGAUGAGAACUCCUAUAUGUGAAGUUGACACCAAGAACAGAUCAAAACUGGAAAAUAAUGGAAACAAGAGUUUGCAGGACCAACACAGAACUCCUUUCCAGAAUGUUAACGCAAUAAUCUAAGUGUUAUCAGCAAUCAUGGUUGUUGUCUGUAGUUCAAUCCAUCUUCAAUACCACCCUGAGUACACUCAUCGACCGAUGAGUAACAAAACGAUAAGUCCAGCUUAACAUGGAGGAAAAACGCUGAAAGCCAAGGGAGUUGCUUUCAGGUCUGUACUCUAAUCUGCAUUUAAGCUAUCAUGUAUGGUUUGAUUUGGAUGCUUAAACUUGUCUGUAUCACUUGUGAUUCAGUGAGCAGGCUUUUCAGCUGAUGAUGAUAUAGAAGUAAAGCUGAAUUUCGUAGUUUAAUUUCUAUAUAUCAGCUACAGGAAAACUUAAGAUAUAAUCAGAAAUUGCAUUUCUGGGUACGUUCUUCGUUCACUUUCA